AUGGGCUUUUGUAUGGCCCACUAUGCCCACUGCGAUGCUCUUAUGCAGGUGUCGGCAGACAAGGGUUUGACCCAGGUUUUGUCUGGAUGUAACCAGCUGCUUAUCUGGAUUUUGCAGAUCCAAGGUAUGCCCUAUGGGAACUGUUUACUUCUCAGCGACGGUCCCGUCAAUAACAGCACUGGAAUCCCUUUCUUUUAUGUGACACCGAAGGAUAACACUGUGGCAGAUCUCCUGAAGAAUCCCGUGGCUUCUCUGACCCUGCCAGAGGCAGACGGAAAUUUCUGCAGAAAAAAUGUAAUUGAUCCAGAGGAUCCAAGGUGCGCCAGGCUGACUCUCACGGGACAGAUGGUCACAGUGCCUCCGGAGGAAGUGGAAUUUGCCAAGCAAGCAAUGUUUUCCAGGCACCCGGUAGUAAGAAAGUGGCCUCGCAGCUAUGAGUGGUUCUUCAUGAAAAUGAACAUUGAGCAUAUCUGGCUUCAGAGCUGGUACGGAGAAGUUUCUGCCGUUGCAGUAGAAGAGUAUUUAAAAGCAGUUCCAAGUAAAGGAUGAUUGAAUGGGCUUCAAGAUAGAGAUCUUCUGAGUUUCCUUUCCAAACACUUUUAAAAUUUCAUGCUGGAUGG
This is a messenger RNA of Pygoscelis adeliae (Adelie penguin), 620 nucleotides long. RefSeq names its product cellular repressor of E1A-stimulated genes 2 (gene CREG2). Bases 1 to 549 code for a protein of 182 amino acids. The record is from RefSeq and is a predicted model, not a curated record. NCBI's taxonomy places the organism in Eukaryota, Metazoa, Chordata, Aves, Sphenisciformes, Spheniscidae. The transcript is spliced from 4 exons.